Messenger RNA from Exophiala xenobiotica, 669 nucleotides. RefSeq lists its product as uncharacterized. The transcript has 2 exons. Lineage: Eukaryota; Fungi; Ascomycota; Eurotiomycetes; Chaetothyriales; Herpotrichiellaceae. The coding region runs from base 1 to 669 and encodes 222 amino acids. The record is from RefSeq and is a predicted model, not a curated record.
AUGUUGAUCAUCGUAGACACCUCCACCAUAGUCGUCCUGUUCACCCAACUCGUCCUCGUCUUCACCCAGAUCCAGGUGAAUGCCACACCAACUCCCGCGCAUCGGGUCGCCAUAGUUUGGUGGCCAGGAGAUCACGGUAACAUCGGUGGUGGCUCCACUCAGAGUUUGAACAUCUCGCAAAACACCUUCUUAUUCAUGACUCAAGAGUUGCAAGCUGCUGGGUUUCGUCUCGAUCCUGGAACGAUCCGCGCCUUCACCGACGUCAAGAUCGGCGAAAGACAGGAGCUCCAAAACUCAUACUCGGCAACAACUUAUGGCGCCUUGGGCGGUCGCAAAUUCAGAGAACCACUUCCGAUACAUACUAUCUCCCGCAUGGCUCGAAUGUGGGAGGAAUACACUCUGCUCAGUGAGGAAGGAAUACAACAGCUUCUGACACCCAUCUUCAAUCCACCGGAGGCUCAAGCCAGCCAACAAGGGGGAUAUGUCUGGACUACAAAACAAAGCAGACACACUGUUAGAGAAUGGGCAGGACCGAAUGGAGAUGGGAACGACGGGCUGAAGCCCGGAAGGACAAUUGGUCAGGAUCCCGAACAGGAUGAUAACAUCACAACCAUCGGACCAAAUGUGCCCCAUGAGGAUUCGCACGCGCCUACUCAAUUGCACCAUUAA